Messenger RNA from Aspergillus saccharolyticus JOP 1030-1, 1348 nucleotides. RefSeq lists its product as uncharacterized. The coding region runs from base 148 to 906 and encodes 252 amino acids. The record is from RefSeq and is a predicted model, not a curated record. Gene Ontology annotation, biological process: protein acetylation. Lineage: Eukaryota; Fungi; Ascomycota; Eurotiomycetes; Eurotiales; Aspergillaceae. Gene Ontology annotation, molecular function: N-acetyltransferase activity. The transcript is spliced from 3 exons.
CGCGCGGAAAAGUCAUUGCUUUGCCCAAUAUCUGACCACAUCUUGCCAUCAAUCUGAUCCACACAGAAGCGCCCGCAGCUUUGGACUGUUGCAAUUACGGCCAUCAAGACAGACUCGGUAAAAGUGAUAGACCUGCAGACUGUAAGAAUGUUACUCAACGAGCAGGCUGCCAUUUCAACCUCUAAGGUUUUGCUUGUACCGUAUUCCAAGUGGCAUGUUCCAAGAUAUCAUGAAUGGAUGAAGGAUGAGGAAAUCCAAGAAGCCACGGCUUCCGAGCCCCUCUCGUUGGAAGAGGAGUACGCCAUGCAGCAGAGCUGGCGUCAAGAUCCCGACAAAUUGACGUUCAUCGUCUGCCAGCCUACGACCACGACGACUGGGCUAAAGUCCGGCGAAGAAACACUCGAUCACUCCGCAGACGACUCCAGCUGCAUGGUGGGGGACAUUAACCUUUUCCUCCGCGUUGACGACGGCGAGGAAGGGGAGUCGGAGCCCCAGCUCGUCGGGGAGAUUGAGCUCAUGGUCGCCGAAAAGCGAAACCAACGGCAAGGGUUCGGCAAGGCCGCGCUCUAUACGUUUCUGCGGUACAUCGUGGACCACGAGAAAGAGAUCUUGGAGGAGUUUGUGGCGGGAGAUACCGCCGCGGCACAGGCGCUGAUGGCGGGUCAGGGGCAACGACGACCCUGGCAUUUUGCGUGCCUCAGUGUGAAGAUCGGGCAGUCAAAUGAACGGAGUUUGGCGCUAUUCGAAGGAGCGCGGUUCCAGAGGGUCACCGCAGAGCCGAAUUAUUUUGGCGAAUUUGAGUUGCGGCGCUCGCGGGAAACCUUGGACCGGGGGGCGGUUGAUGAGAGUCUCGAUAGGGCUGGGGUAACGGGGUAUAUCGAGUUGAAGUAUACGAGGCAGCAAUAAAUGGCUUUGUGGUCUAUGCUGUUGUUGGGUUUCGGAAGGACUGGUGACAUCUCUAGUCGAACGCACACUCUACUUCAAUGUGGCUUACAACUGACCCCGUGUUACGAUGAAAGUCUACAAUACGCGAAAUGUUGUGCAACAAGCUAGACAUCACCUGCUCCAUUGACAGAAGCAACAGCAACAACAACAGUCAAGAGCCACGGAGCUUUCAACUGUUCUUCUUGUUUCGCUUUAUUCAAGCCGCGUGGAUUCGAGACAGCUCUGACGAAAACCAAUUGCUAGCGAAGAAACCCCAGUCAUGUUCAAGAUAUACGCUGGGGAUCCCAACAUGCCAAUUGAUCAUCAGCAGCUCGGUCGUCGAAAGGCUGAGUUACACUCGUGUCCCGCGCUUCGCCCACAAAGCGAAUGCAUCCACGCAAGAUGAACCCUGUUGAAGGUCGAU